Messenger RNA from Drosophila navojoa, 1397 nucleotides. RefSeq lists its product as uncharacterized. The record is from RefSeq and is a predicted model, not a curated record. NCBI's taxonomy places the organism in Eukaryota, Metazoa, Arthropoda, Insecta, Diptera, Drosophilidae.
AUGUGCAGCAUUGUCUACGAUCAGGCAGUUGUGGCAUCGCCGCCCAAGCACCUGGAUGUUGCCUUCUUCGAGGAGGUGCUGGAGACCAUGCUACGCACGUCCCAUGUCCAGUUGGUGGGCAUCCACUGCGCGCUGGGCAGCAGCACCGGCGAGAACUAUUGCAGUCUAAUCUACCGCGUCAAGCUGACCUAUCGCCGAAGGGAUGGCAAGGAAGAGCAAACGGGCGUGAUUGUGAAGAGCAUACCGCGCAUUGACUCCAUAGAGUUUAUCGAGGAUCUGCAGGUGUACCUGAAGGAGAAGAUCACGUACUACGAGCUGCUGCCGCGACUCGAGUUGCUCAUGAAGUGCAAGCGACGCUUUGGACCCAAACUCUAUCAGUGCUUGAAGCAGCCAGAGAACACAUUGGUCUUUGAGGAUCUCGGCCGGCUCGGCUAUGUGAUGGGCUCGCGUGAAACGGGCUUGGAUGAGAAGCAUGCUCGUCUGGUCAUGGAACGCUUAGCGGAAUUCCAUGCAGCCUCAAUGGUGCUGGCAGUGAUGGAUCCGGAAAUAUUCAAAGCCUAUGGCGAUGGCAUGUUAUCCCCGAACGGGCUGAACAAGGACGACGGCCUGCUGAUGCGUUUCUUUGCCGGCAACGGCGAACAGCUGCACAAGCUGGUGAGCAGCUGGGCAGGCUAUGAGCGCAUUGCGGGCAAAAUAGCCAAAUAUAUGGAGCAGCAGCGGGUGAAUUUGGUGCGUGCCCAGGCGCCAGUGGACAAUGAGAUCAAAGUGUUAAAUCAUGGCGAUCUCUGGGUGAACAACAUGCUCUUCAAGUACAAUGGAGCGCAGCAGCUGCAGGACGUGAUCUUCAUAGACUUUCAGCUGAGUAUCUGGGGCAGUCCGGGCAUUGAUCUGAACUAUUUCUUCUACACGAGCCUCAGCCUGGAUGUGCUGAAGCACAAGCGGCCGCAGCUGCUGAAAGUCUAUCACAAUCGUCUGGCCGAUACGCUGCUCGCUCUGGACAUGGGGGUGCCGGUGCCCAGCUAUGAGCAGGUGCUGGCCGAGGUGCACCGGCGUGAGGGCUAUGGAUUCUUUGCCAAUUACGGCAUACUGCCAACAGUUAGCCAGGACAAGGCCGAGACGGCGGACAAUAAUCUGGAGAAUUUCACUGAUGCGGAUUUUGCCCAGAAAAAAUCUGAGCAAAUGUUUGCCUCCAAGCGUUUGGCUGAGACGCUGCGCUACACCUUGCCGCAUUUCGAGCGAGCAGGUGUCUUGGAUUGAGGAAUAGUAAUAAUGAAUGGGUGCCGCACUCACCUGACGAUGUGUAUUUUGUUUUAGCUUAGUUUAUAUACAAGCAUAUAUUGCACAUGUAUUUACAAAUUAAAAUAAAGUUUUUCUGUAGGAUUACGCGCACUUUUCAA